AUGGCGCCACCGCGUGUCUUCCCCUACGUGUUGCACGAGGGCUUCAUCCUCCGGCAGAUUCAGUAUCGCAGAGCCGAAGGACCCCGACGGGGCACUUUCUUCACUCCAGUUUAUAUCUGGGGUGUUGAAAUCCCCGAGGAUCAGUUGUUUUCAGUUGCACCAGUUGCGGCUGUUCGUAGCGUGCUGUGCCACUGGUAUGAGGGUGCCCCCACCUAUCCUGCCCUCAGUCCUGUCGGUGCUAUAUUCGCAGAGGGCUGGUGGACAGUGAUGCUUGACCUGGGUACUACCCCAGACUGCUGCAUAUCGCCUGUUUGUUCCAGAUUCGGUUGGUUUGAACCUGCCGAAAGCUUGCGGACUUCACUUGCAAUGGACAAUUGGGCUCCGGCAAUGGUUGUUGGGCACGGCUGUUUCCACUGUUUUGACUAUACGCGUCCGCGUUCCGGACCAGGUUGA
Echinostoma caproni is the source of this 453-nucleotide messenger RNA. NCBI's taxonomy places the organism in Eukaryota, Metazoa, Platyhelminthes, Trematoda, Plagiorchiida, Echinostomatidae. The record is from the annotation of a GenBank genome assembly.